Molecule: messenger RNA, 1521 nt
Organism: Coffea eugenioides
Lineage: Eukaryota; Viridiplantae; Streptophyta; Magnoliopsida; Gentianales; Rubiaceae
Product: putative F-box/FBD/LRR-repeat protein At5g22670
Exons: 3
Coding region: 1-1521 (506 amino acids)
Molecular function (GO): protein binding
Source: RefSeq, a predicted model, not a curated record
AUGGGCUUGAAUUCUCCGGGGACUUCUUCAGAGACGAAAAAGAUGCUUGAAAGAGAAGAAACCACUAACGAAGCACAAGACCGAAUAAGCCAAUUACCUGAUGCAAUUCUGUGUCACAUGCUCUCCCUUCUUCCGACUAAAUUAGCAGCACAAACAGGGAUUCUAUCUAAACGAUGGAGGGACGUUUGGCUUUCAAUACCUGCUCUUGAAUUUCAGAUGCAUCUACGGGCAAAUUAUGAGGGUGAUAUGACUGCUUUUGAUAGCUUUGCAAAGCCUAAAAUUGAGAGUUUUACUAAUUUUCUGGAUCGGCUUUUUGCUAUUCGUGACACUUCAUCCAUUAAAAAGUUCAGAUUGGUGUUUGAUCAUCAGGUUGACUCUAGAUGCCUCAAUAAUUGGUUGUCUGCUUUGCAUAAUAUUCAAGAACUUGAUCUCGAAUUAUUGGUGCAAAGGGAAUUCCCCUGGAGUCCUUUGGCGGAUAAAUUGCUGGAAAUCUUGAAACUGAGUUGCAUUAGUUUGCCCAACAUCCCAUCUUCUGUUUUUUUUCCACGUCUUAAGGUUCUUCAUCUUCAUUCAGCCACGUAUGUGGAUGAUGCAUCGGUUGAAAAGUUACUUUCUUCUUGUCCAGUCCUUGAGGAUUUGCAGAUAUCAAGGUGGGAGUGGGAUAACGUUAGGAAUUUUGUGAUUACAGUCCCUUCAUUGAAAAGGUUGACUCUGGACUUUACUACACAUGAGACGAACUUAUAUGAUGACGAUCAUUAUGAAGAUGGUGUUGAGUACAAACUGAUAAUUACUGCACCAAAUUUGGAGUAUCUAAGCCUGACUGAUUAUAUGUCAGAUUCAAUUCAGGUCAAUUCCAUGGCCAGAGUAACCGAAUCACACCUUUCUGUCUGCAAAAUCUUAGAAUGUGAUAAUCGGACAGUGGAACAAAUAAGUAAUUAUGAAAGCAAUGUGCGUGAAAUAUUUCGAAGCAUCCCAAAUGUCAAGCACUUAACAAUAGGCGAUUUUACCACGAAUUCUUUGAGUGAAUCUCUUGAUAGCAGACUGCCAGUGUUUCAGAACUUGGUCCACCUGGAGAUCAGUUUUCAACAUGUGAAUGGCGCUAUACUACUGCCAAAAUUGCUCAAAAUCUCUCCUAAACUGGAAAGCCUAAUCUUACCUCGGGGGAUUAUCAGUCAAAUUCUGUUUAGUUUUAUUUCUGAGGAGAAUCAAUUUAAGCCUCCACAAGAUGUACCUGAAUGCCUGUUACUUAGCCUGAAAAAUGUGGAAAUUCGGCAUAUUACUGGCAGAGUAGAAGAAGAAGUGCAGCUGUUGAUAUAUCUUUUGGAAAAUGCAAGGGUUCUAGAGAAGAUAACCAUUUGGUAUGAAGAAUAUUAUGUUUCCGGUGGACCGAUGGAUACUAAUAAUUAUCCAACUGUUCGUCGGAUGGAGGAUCGUUUAUCCUUCACAGACGAAUUAAUGAACUGCACUAGGGGAUCUGCUGCUUGUCAACUUGACAUACAAAUGCCUGAACUACAACUCUGA